GAACAAUUGUAUGAUCUCAUGGUUGUGUCUUUGCCAAUGUCUCUCUGUACGUGAUCUGCCAAUUAGGUUGAAGGUCACAGGGAGUUGCAAGCUGAACAGCCAAUGGCAAAAUAGUCCACUGUCACAAGGAGAAAGUUAACUGGGACGGGGUUGUCUGUAGCUUCCCUACCCCUUUUUAAAAGAGGCAUGGGAGGGACAAGGGAGAGACAACACAUUGCUUCUGAGUAGAAUUGGUUGUGACAGUCUGACAUACAGAGGUUGACAGACGAAGAGCUACAUUGAAAAUACAAGGGAGUGACAGACGUGAUGGACACCAAGGCAGUGUUUGCGGCCCUGUACAGUGUGUGCGAAGAGAAUGCUACCUUCUUCUCAGGAGGAGCCAAGGGUUCACAGGGUGAUGCGGCACGGCGGCUGGUGGAUACCAUGAAGCUGAUCAAGGAGCAUGCUCGCAGCCUGGAGCCUGUUAUCUCCGGCUUCGCUGCAGUUUACCAUCAUUAUGACUUUGACCCACACAUUCCUGCCAAUGGCUAUCGCUCAUUGGUCAAGGUAGUGCGCUGCUGCCUUCUCCACAUCAUCCAGAAGGGGCGCUACAUCACCGCCAACCGCCGCAGCAUCUUUUUUCGAGUAGCACACAAUGCGGGGGAGAUGGAGGCCUACUGCAACGCUCUGUGCCAGCUGCGCGCCCUGCUCUACCUGGCUCAACGUAUGCUACAUGACAACAGCCAUGGCAACCUUUUUUUCCAGGAUGAAAGUGGCCUCAGUGAGAGCUUUGUCCGCGAAUACUCAUCCAUGCACAAGGGGUGCUUCUAUGGCCGUUGCCUUGGCUUUCAGUUCAGUCCAGGCAUUCGGCCCUGUCUCCAGACCAUCGCUAUUGGCCUUGUGGCCUUUGGAGAAAACUACAAACGCCAUCAGUCAGGAAUAGUGGAGGCAGGAGGUGUUGCACCAUACGGUGUAGCAGCCAGCUCUUUCUUUACCUCCGGGAAGUACGCCAUUGACCCAGAGUUGAGAGGGGCAGAAUUUGAACGCAUCACCCAGAACCUGGACGUCCAUUUCUGGAAGGCCUUCUGGAACAUCACUGAGACCGAAGUCUUGUCGAGUCUUGCCAGUAUGACAUCCACUCAAGUUAAGGUGAACCGGACUCUUUCUGUGCCCGCCGUGCCCUUUGACCUUCCCCUGGCGGCCAACCACAGAGCAUCUGUAACUAUAGCUCCACCCUCAGCUCACAUCGGCACUGCUCCAGUUCAGAUGAGGCUCAUCUCCUAUGACUUACGUGAAGGACAGGACAGCGAAGCUCUGCUGUCUCUUGCCCGCGCUGAGGGGGGCGCCAUCUCUUUGUCGCUGGGGCUGAAGACCAAGCGCCUCCCCUCAUCUCCCUGUCUCCUGAUCCACUUCCAUGGGGGAGGAUUUGUGGCCCAGACCUCCAAGUCCCAUGAGCCCUAUCUGAAGAGCUGGUCCCAGGACCUUGGUGUCCCCAUCCUGUCAGUGGACUACUCUCUGGCCCCUGAGGCCCCCUUCCCAAGGGCCCUGGAGGAGUGUUUCUAUGCCUACUGCUGGGCUCUGAGAAACCACCACCUACUAGGCUGGACCGGAGAGAAAGUGUGUCUGGCUGGUGACAGUGCGGGAGGCAACUUGUCUGUGACGACAUCAAUGCGCGCUGCUGCCUUUGGUGUGCGAAUGCCAGAUGGCAUCGUGGCAGUCUACCCGGCUACCCUGCUGACCGCCUACGCAUCUCCCUCCCGUCUGCUAACACUUAUGGAUCCCCUGCUGCCGCUCAGUGUGCUCUCCAGGUGUCUCAGCGCCUACGCUGGUGCUGACCCGCAAACCGAGACACAGAUAGAGAAGGCGAGCACGAUGAGCAUGGUGAGGAGAGACACAGCUCUGCUGCUCAGAGAUUUCCGACAGGGAGCCUCCAACUGGAUCCACUCUCUGCUGGAUUCCAACAGAGCCUCAGCCUCCCCCAGUACAGCUGCAGAGGCGCCACCAGGAGCCACUGACACAGUGAGGAAGAGCAUUUCAGAGGCGUCCAUCUCUUCUCGUCACGCAGACCCCCCUGUAGCCUCCGAGACCUCGGAGUUUCCCUCCAGGAAUCUAUCUGUUAAGAGUCAGACUUGCCAGGACUUGGGAUCCCACAACAAUUCCACUUCUCACAGUGCACCGUUGCUCAAUGAGCGCACUCCAGAAGAUGUGAAUUUCUUCCUCUCCAAGGAUGUGGAUCCCGCCGUGUCCAGCGACCUGUUUUCAGUAGCUUUACCACCCCCUGCUGUAGAGGAGGGAUUAGAGCUGGAGCACCCUGUGGAGUUCCCCUUGGGAUUUGAGCCACUGCGCUCAGAGAAGCCAUCUAAAAUGAGGUUGCACAGCUCUCCAGUGUUCAAGGAUCCGUUCUGCUCUCCUCUGCUGGCUCCUGAUAGCAUGCUGAAAGGGCUGCCACCUGUACACAUAGUGGCUUGUGCAUUAGACCCCAUGCUGGAUGACUCUGUGAUGUUUGCCAAGCGUUUGAGGAACAUAAACCAGCCUGUCACUCUGUGCGUGGUGGACGACCUCCCCCAUGGCUUCCUCAGCCUAUCGCAGCUCUGCAGCGACACGAAGGAGGCAGCCAACGUCUGCGUGGAGAGAAUUCGCGCCGUCUUCACUCAGAAGGACACACCACCAGAGCCACGCAAGCACCGCAAGCUGGAAAGGACCGAUAGGGGUGUAUCGGCUUCUCCUGGGGAAGAUGGUUCUCUCUUCGUAGGCCCCAUAGAGAGAGGGGAGCUAGCUGUCAGGAGAGGGACUAGAAUUGCUGAUGGGGAGGGCUUAGUUGCUGUGGCAGCCCAGAACAACACUGACACUGUUGGUAUUGGGCCUUAAAUAAGGUUAGAUAAAAAAGCAGUUUACCCGAGGAGUGAAGGGACAAAGAGUAAAUGAAAGUCAGACAAAUUUAGGCAGUGCAAUGCCUAAAAGGGAGAGAGAAAGCAUCCUGAAAAACCGAAAGGGGGAAUACUGUGUGUGUGUGUGUGUGUGUGUGUGGCAGUCUAAUUUUGAGAGACAAAAAAAAUAGGAGGAGCACUGAAAUACAACUUCCUCUGCUUUACAAUCACUUGCAUUACUUGCCCGUGCACCAUCAUGCACCGAGGCAAAGCUGGCAGUCAAAACGAACACACCCACAAAAGACUUUUAGACUAUUUUAGAAUAAAAUGGUAAUUUACCAACUACUUGGAUCAAAGACUAGCACUCACCCACACAUGCAGCACACAUACUUAACAGAGUUGCCAUUCGGCAGCGGACGCUCGGACAUAAAGCAGCGGAGAAGAUACUUAAGACGAGGCCUGAAUGGGUGAUUCAUCUAGGCUAAGGCAGUCAUUUUAGGCACUAAUCAGAUAGUGGUAGGCACACUAUAUGCUCAGUAUAGAGUCAUCCCCAUCAAAAUGUCCACUUGUACUUUAGGAAGCCACUCUAAAUCACACUUAAUAACUCCACAUUGUGUUAUCUAUUACGCCAGUUUGGCAGUCAAUACAGCUCACUUUGUGGAUAGUAACUCUGUUGACUCUCUCUCAAAUAGAAUUACAACACUUAAGAGAACAGACUGAAAGGCUCUAAACUGGAUGAAUUGAUGUACUUGAGAUAAUGUUGCAGUUUUUAAUCAUAUCAUUAACCCUAUGCAGUACUUUUGUUAUUUAUAUCCUUUUUUAUUUCUAGAUUUUAAUCCUUGAAUCAUUACAGGUUUGUUGUUGAUACACCAUAUUGUUUGUUUAAUGUAAUCAUAUGCUGUUUAUUCAACAUUUUUGAAUGUGCUCAAUAUUUACCUCUGCUUCUUUGGCACAACCGCUCCGACAUCCCUGGCCUUUCCCAUUAAACUCCUCUCUGAAAUGCAUACUGAUAGGAUAGAAUAAAUGUACAACAUUAUUACACAGGGACACAGUACCCUAUCUAGAUGCUGCCUGGGGCUUUUUGUUGUGUCGAUAUUACUAAUGCAAAGAUUGCAUUUUAUUAAUUGCUACAUUAAAAUUUGUGGAGAUGCACUGAGAUGCAUUAUUUUCUGAAGACCAAGUACUUGCUUAAAGACGUGGGAACCAGCUUUAUUAGUCUAAGAACAGUCCUAGCAUUUAGAUGGCUGAAAGGGGCUAAAUGUUCUAAUUGUUAUUAUUUCAAUACUUCAAUUGGUCAACAUUCUCCUUCUGCAGAAGUAAGAGAGAAAGGGGCAGCAAAAAGCCCUUAGCUAAACUCCACGGCACUGAUUCCCUCUCAGGUUGUCCCCGUUCCUCGCCAGGUGAUAUUGCUCACUACUUACUGUGCUCUGCACAGUAUGCAGUGUGUCAAAGUACCACUUCUCUUGAGUCAGGGGACUUCCUGCCUGACAAUCUGUUUCUACAAAUCAGAGGCUUUUAGGCAAAACUAGAGGACCCUGACCAAGAAAAGAGAUUGUAAGAGUGCUGUGUAAAAGCCACCAAACUUGUAUUAAGUCAACUAAAAGUGGCUGGUGGACCAGAUGUUUUUGCUUUCCACCAUCACAUUCAUGGUUGACUUUGUUUUGGAUAACCUGACGGCACUCCUCUGAGCGUAUUGCCACCGAAGCACUUGAAAGUACACAAAAAUGUCCUUCGGAGGUUCAGUCCCUCUAUCAGGUCCAACUAAAUAUAGAUGCCAACAAUGCUGGCACUGUCCUGCCCUUGCCUGGUAACAGGACUAGGGUUGCCAGGUCUGUAGAGAGGGAUGCUGUGUGAUGAAUAGGAUUUAACUGAAGCUCCGAGUGCAAAAUCCUCCCCCCGUAGAAGAGCAGGAUUUUCAGCAGCAAAGUCAUGCUACAGGAUUAGACCAUGCUCAGUUCUGUCAGCUUGGAGUACUUACUGCAAUAUUUUUAGUCAGAUUGAUGGAAAGAACCAGGACCGUGAAGAGGAAGAAAGUAAUGCACUCAUCCUCUCCGAGAUACUGGGCUGAAGUUUGUACUUGCUUUACUAGCCGCUGUUUAUGCUCACACUGCACUUUUGCAGUAGUUAGGCGAUCCGUGCAAGUGUAUUUUAAGCUUGUAUACGUGUCACUGUUUUUUUUGUGUGUGGAAUGUGGAAAUUCAAUUGAUCACGCUAGUCUCUGUGGUGUGAGGAACACAAGCUCAUGUCAUAUGUUCACAUAAAAACACGUUUGGCACUUUACAGUCAGGAGACUAUUCAUAGUAUUAAUCAUCUGUAGCUGAGAGCAACCUCAAACCACUAUGGGACAAUGUCUUUUGUCUGUGAUAUCGACUUGACUCCAUUAAUCUUGUAAAACACUACCGCCUGAAACCCAGCAGGGUUGAUUGACCAUUUGUAUCAAGUGAGCUACUACUAAACUUUAUUUUUUAAAUGUGUCAAAUUCACCCACUUGCUGUUUAUUGACCUCUGUAUGCCUCUUACCCUUGACGACCACUCAUGCAUCAAGUUAACCUGACUGCAGGAGAUGUACCAGAGAGUCCAUCUGGUGUUUUGGACAAAUAGGUUUGCAGUGUUACCUUUUUUAGUUUUCCCAAUUCCUUGCAUUUGUGUGGCUCUUACAUUAGUGUUGCUGCUUCAUAGCGUCUUAAUUGUUAUUCUUUCACUGACCAACUUUAUUAUCACAAAUUGUCCUUGUGAGUACAAGCUAGUUGUAGUAGUUUAGUGUAAUGGUGCUUUUUUUGUCGUUCAAUUAUCAGGUUGUACAGCAAACUUCCUAAGUUUUACUCUUCCAAAACUCUUUUUACUUGAGAUUUUUUUUUUGCUGCAGGCUUAUUUCGUCAAAGUGCAAUACUUCUACAAACGUGAGCUAGCUGCUUCAACAUUUACAGUAAAGCUAUGCAGUUACACAUCACAGUCUGUUUCCUCAGUCAGAAAUGCUGUGAUGCUGUUUAUUGUUGUGUAAUGUGUUUGAAUCUCCUCAAGGUUGUUGGCAUACCAACCUACAUACCACAGCACUUUUUUUUGAACUUCCUGGAAACCUCAAAAGCAUCAAUGCGUUGAUGCGACUGACCUCAAUACUAAUUUGAUUAAUAAGUUAGAUCUUCUAAAUGUAUUGUUAGUUUCAAAACGGAACCAAAUACUGCAGCCAAAGUCUUGUAACAGAUGUGUUGUUCUUGCCGUUUAGUGUUUGCUGGUGUCAAUGCAGGUGCUAGUCAGUGCCAUAGCUUGUCUGCACUUCAUAUGCAAAUUGCUCUGAACUGUAAAAUGUAAUUCUGAUGUAGAAUAUAAUUAGCCUUUAAAAAAAAAAAAAAAAAAAAAAAAGCCAUAGACUGGAAACAAAGCUGUCUUAAAUUAAAUUUUCUUUUAUUCAAAACGCCACAAGUGCAAACCUGUGAAUAAAAAAAGAAUGUAUAUUAAACAUUAUAUGAUUCAUGUAGAUAUUUUUACUUUCAGAUUUGUUAAUUAGAUUGAUUGAUUGAUUGAUUGAUUGAUUUGACUGCAUUUUCUUUGCAGGUUUCAUACUACAGAGUUGUGUCCGAUAUGCCACGAGUAGGCUGGUUUCUUCCUUUGUUGAUUUGUAUCUAAAUAAAUAUAUUCUCCCAUGAA
Molecule: messenger RNA, 6491 nt
Organism: Sander lucioperca (pikeperch)
Lineage: Eukaryota; Metazoa; Chordata; Actinopteri; Perciformes; Percidae
Gene: lipeb
Product: lipase, hormone-sensitive b
Exons: 14
Coding region: 307-2847 (846 amino acids)
Biological process (GO): triglyceride catabolic process; cholesterol metabolic process
Cellular component (GO): cytosol
Molecular function (GO): triacylglycerol lipase activity; sterol ester esterase activity
Source: RefSeq, a predicted model, not a curated record